Molecule: messenger RNA, 1188 nt
Organism: Dendrobium catenatum
Lineage: Eukaryota; Viridiplantae; Streptophyta; Magnoliopsida; Asparagales; Orchidaceae
Product: geranylgeranyl transferase type-1 subunit beta
Exons: 11
Coding region: 145-1188 (347 amino acids)
Biological process (GO): protein geranylgeranylation
Cellular component (GO): CAAX-protein geranylgeranyltransferase complex
Molecular function (GO): CAAX-protein geranylgeranyltransferase activity
Source: RefSeq, a predicted model, not a curated record
CUUCCAGUUCAAAUCCUACUGCUACCAAACAAAAAGCCGGGGCCUUGGCUUAUUGUUGCAAGGGGAAGAGGAAGCAACACCGGCAGUCAAUUCCCGUGGACGCCACCAAAUCCCUCUUUCAACAAUACAGAUCUUGCCUCUCCCAUGGAUCCUACCAUUUUCGAUAGGGAGAGACACCUAGCCUUCCUGGAAAGGAUGCUGGAGCGCCUGCCGGAAGAUUAUGAGUCACAGGAGAUCAACCGCCUUACAAUCGCCUACUUCGUCAUCUCUAGCCUUGCCCUUCUUGAUGCUCUAGAUAGGGUUAACAAGGAUCAGUUGGUCAGUUGGGUUUUGUCAUUUCAGUUUCAUCCUAGUAAUGACUCCGAUCUGAAAAACGGACAAUUCUAUGGAUUUGGUGGUUCCACACCUGCAAGUGCUUUCAUUGAUGAUGAACCGGCGUCUGGUAACAAUUGCAGCCACCUAGCCAGCACUUAUUGUGCUCUUGCCAUCUUGAAAGUCGUUGGUUACAGUUUCUCUGAUUCUAACUUUGAACUGAUAUUGGUCUCAAUGAGAGAGCUUCAACUGCCUGAUGGAAGCUUUAUGCCCACUCAUACAGGGGCAGAGGCAGAUCUUCGAUUCAUAUAUUGUGCUGUUGCGAUCUGUUUUAUGCUUAACAAUUGGACUGGAAUGGACAAACUGAAGGCAAGGGAAUAUAUACUUAAGUGCCAGUCAUACGAUGGGGGCUUUGGUUUAGUGCCUGGUGCAGAGUCCCAUGGUGGUGCAACGUACUGUGCAGUGGCAGCUCUCCAUCUUAUGGGUUAUAUGGAAACCGGCAUCAUAUCUAAAUUAUCUCAAACACUUGCUAUUGAUAUGCCACUAUUAGUGGAGUGGAGCUUGCAGAGGCAAUCUGUUGAUGGAGGAUUCCAAGGCAGGGCCAAUAAGCCCAGUGAUACAUGUUAUGCAUUUUGGGUUGGUGGCGUUUUGAAGCUUUUGGGUGGAUACCAAUUCUGCAACAAGGAAGCUCUGCGUAGUUUUUUACUUUCUUGCCAAUCUAAGUUUGGUGGCUUCAAAAAAUUCCCAGAUAUCAUCUAUCCUGAUCUUUACCAUUCCUUCUACGGAUUUUCUGCAUUAAGCUUAUUGCAAGAACCUGGACUUAAGCCUCUUCAGGUUGAAUUAGGCAUCCCUUAUAUAUCUGGUGCUGGAAUCUGA